Molecule: messenger RNA, 1070 nt
Organism: Mollisia scopiformis
Lineage: Eukaryota; Fungi; Ascomycota; Leotiomycetes; Helotiales; Mollisiaceae
Product: UbiA prenyltransferase
Exons: 2
Coding region: 4-981 (325 amino acids)
Biological process (GO): ubiquinone biosynthetic process
Cellular component (GO): mitochondrial inner membrane
Molecular function (GO): 4-hydroxybenzoate polyprenyltransferase activity
Source: RefSeq, a predicted model, not a curated record
ACCAUGAGUAAAUCCACCAAGUCCAAACUCGCACAACAAUACGGAGGACUCCACUCAGGACGCUGGGUGUCCAGGCUUCCUGCAUCAUGGAUCCCCUACGUGCAAUUGGCACGACUCAGUCCUCCAGCAGGACUGGCGCUUAUUUAUUUUCCGCAUUUGUUUGGAGCACUCCUCGGGGCAGUGAUUCAAGAUGCUCCCCUUGUUCGAGUGAUCUGGACAUGCGCAAUUCUACUUCCUUGGAGCCUCUUCUUCUCCAACGCCGCUCACGCCUGGAACGAUGCCGUUGAUGCACCUCUCGACGCUGCAGUCGCACGUACUCGUCAAAGGCCGAUUCCACGUGGCGCUGUGUCGACUCGCGCCGCGGUGAUCUUUGCGCUUUCUCAAGCCCUCUUGGGGAUCACUGUCCUCUCCUUUGGCUUCUCGGGUGGCAAAGGACAAGGCCCAGCUUUCUAUGUGUUACCGAAUGCUAUGGCAACGAUCUAUUAUCCUUACGCUAAGCGUCAUACGCAUUUUGCCCAGUUCGUCCUGGGCUUUUGCCUUGCGUGGGGUGUGGUUAUUGGAUGCGCGGCCAUGGGCCUCGAACCCGCGUACCUGAUGAUGGCAUGCGUGCUCUGGACAGCUAUCUACGAUACUAUAUACGCCCACCAGGACCUGGCUGAUGAUAAAGGUCUCGGCUUGUGUAGUUUGGCAGUGCUAUUGGGAUACCGUGGCACCAAACCCGCACUCGGAUUAUUUCUGUGUUGUAUGGUGACUAUGCUUGUGGCGUGUGCUGUCUCGUCGGGGGUCAUGGGAUGGUGGCCGUACCUCGUUAUUGCCCCUGGCGGGUCUUUGCUUUCUCUUGGUUGUAUGAUAUGGUAUGUCAAUCUGAAAGAUUCGGGGAGUUGCUGGUGGUGGUUCGGCCAUGGCUUCUGGACCGCUGGACUUUCCCUGGCAGGUGCCUUUACUGCUGAGUAUCUCGUGCAUCAUUCAUUUCUUGCGUAGUAUGGGGCGACGAAAUUGGGAGACAACAAUUUACAUAUGUUCAAGAUAAAUCGUACUACUUUUUCUCUUCAGCUUGAAAACUAUAUGGG